Messenger RNA from Apis cerana (Asiatic honeybee), 4420 nucleotides. Its product is annotated as retinal homeobox protein Rx1. Gene Ontology annotation, molecular function: RNA polymerase II cis-regulatory region sequence-specific DNA binding; DNA-binding transcription factor activity, RNA polymerase II-specific. Gene Ontology annotation, biological process: positive regulation of transcription by RNA polymerase II. Lineage: Eukaryota; Metazoa; Arthropoda; Insecta; Hymenoptera; Apidae. The record is from RefSeq and is a predicted model, not a curated record.
GCACCACUGCCUCGCCAUGUUCUCGGAUCCAAACCCGGAUUGGCUCGAAAUUCCACGAACAGCGACGGGGAUUCGUGGAGCCAGGCCACGCCUCGUACGCCAACUCCUGGACCACCUCUUCCCAUCCAACCUCGUACUCGGUUACUUGGUAGUUGUGCGCCACACAACAAAGGCCACCCCGCUGCUCGGCCAACCGACUAGUCCUCGUUGGCACGACGCACGCUCAACAACUUCGACCUUAACCGGCCGCAAUUUUAUUUCACCUCUGACCCGCCGCCGCUUCCUCCACGAGUUAACGGGUCCACGCUUCUUCCAUCUUUUCGUUCCAUCCAUUCGUUCCAAACCGAUUCCACGGCUGGAAAUAGGACGGUUUUUCGAGCGGUUUUCGGACAGCGGACGGAUAGAUAGGCGAGCUGGAGUCGUUCUAGGAGAUCUAGGAUCGGGGGAAGGAAGAGUCGGUGGAGAAGCCUCGCGUCAUGUUAUCGAGAGUUCCGUCGCCGAAUCGUUGGACGGAGUAGAAGAGGAGAAGGAGGAGGAGGAGGAGGAAAUUGAUCGUCGUGCGAGUGUGGAAGAAAUUGGAGGCGAGCGGAAGAAAUUCUAAGUAAAAUAUGUGUCGUUGUGCGGCAAGGACGAGCCAUGAGAGGUGCGGUAGCAAACCAAUGGUAUCGUCGUAGAGUUGUGUGUACCAUCGUGUGGACAUUGUAAUCCAGUACGAAUAAACAGACUCGAUACAUUUACUCGACGAUACAACGCUACGUGUACGAAAACUGUUGAGGUGGUGUUGGAUGAUAUAACGAGAAUUCUUAAUAAUUCCAAGUGUACGUUAAUAAGAAACAACAGGGAUAGAAGAUACGAUACGAUACGUGGUGGGACGAUCUGCCUUCAAAAUGUAUUUUUCAAUUCACGUGUAUUGGACAGUCGUUUCGUGUAACGUUUGAGCGGUAGUGUGUUUACAAAGGAUCGCCGUUCUUUCGCAAAAGAUCCUUUCGUCGGAAAGGAUAGGCAAUACAAAAUAAACGAUAACCUUGACCGGGAUCACGCUUUUGGAUUUUUUCCCGCAAUGGAUUCCCAACAGCUCGUCGACACUGCGUCGCAGAACAGCCAGGACAUCGUUCUGCCGAAACCAGCGAGUAGUACUCCUAGGCACAGCAUAGACGCGAUCCUUGGACUGGCAAACAAUAAAAGGAGUCAUCAGGAAAUGGAGGAUAACGGUCGAGACGCGCAGGAGAACACAGGUGAGAACAGCUGCAACUCCACCGGCGGUGGCAGCGACGAGGAACUCGGGGCAGGCUGCGGGGACGAUUUGAACGGGAACAGCGGGAAGAAGAAGCAUCGCCGAAACAGGACGACCUUCACCACCUACCAGCUGCACGAGCUCGAGAGAGCCUUCGAGAAGUCUCAUUAUCCGGACGUGUACUCCAGGGAGGAGCUCGCUAUGAAAGUCAAUCUUCCGGAAGUGCGGGUCCAGGUGUGGUUUCAGAAUAGGCGGGCAAAAUGGCGCAGGCAGGAGAAGAUGGAAGCAGCGAGACUCGGCCUCAGCGAGUAUCAUCAUCCCGGCAACAUGAGAAACGUGGCUGGGCCGGCUCUGGGUUUGCCGGGAGAUCCUUGGCUCACUCCUCCUGGUCUGUUGAGCGCUCUUCCCGGCUUUCUCGCUGCACCUCACACGGGAUAUCCCAGUUAUCUAACGUCCCCGAGACGAUUGCCGUCGCCGCCCAAUGUUGGGGCCGUUGGAAGCGCGGUACCAGGCGGGCUGAGCGCAGGGAUGACGAGCAUAGGGAGCGGAGGGCACGUCCCAGCGGCGCCACCCAGUCCGCCUGGUCACGAUCCGCGCACAACGAGCAUCCAGGCUCUGAGAAUGCGGGCCAAGGAGCACGUCGAGAGCAUCACUAAAGGAUUACAAAUGGUCUGAAGUUUAACGUACGACCCAGGAAGGCAGUAUCAACCCGACCACGGCCAAGCCGUGGCCACGCUUUUAACACCGCGGGCGUGACGAGAAGCGAAAACAACUACCACUCUCCCCUAGAACAACUAGAUCCUUGGAGAAACUGGAGAAAACAGUGUCCGGUAACGGGCAGACGGAUCGACAAACACGUUCCCUCGUCCCUCUUUCCGCGGCGUCGUUUCUAUCCCACCGUUGGAAACCGUUUUAUCGAACACAACGUGCCGAAGAGUGCGAGGGCGGGUGGACGAGGAAAGGGACGAUUAUUACGCCGGUUCGAUUAUUAAUUGCCGGUGGUAUAAUAAUCGAGAGGAGAGGUUUGGUCGUUGGUUAAUCGUAACUGAUUGACUGGAUCAAAUUUUGUUGUAUCGUUUCUUGACGAAGGGACGAAGGGAACCGUGAUGCGCUCGUUCUCUUGCGAGAACAGAAGAGACGAAAAGAAGGAAGAGAAAUUUGAAAUUCGGUGGAAAAAUCCGAGAUCCGAGAAUAAUCCCAGUUUCGGUUUUGGGUGGUCAGUUUUUUUCGGUCGAACUAGUUCAGGAUAACAAUAGUGCAAUAAAGAGAAAGGGGUCAGAGACAUUUUUUCGUAGUGCGUUCGUACGGACGGAGGAGUAGCUGUAAGAUCCAAAGACGAUUCUUUCCGGUUAGAACUGCGAAGGAUAACUCCAUAAUUUCCUGAACGGUACAGCUCAGUAAGUAAUAUAUUACGUAUAGUUUUAAACGAGGUUUCAAAGCGUCGCGAAAACCGACGUCCCGUCGAACCUGGAUUACGGAUAAAGAUUUUUAUUUUGCGCGUAUCGGCGAAGAAGCGAGCGACGAUCCGGAUAUCAGUUCAAACGACUCGGCCAGAGAUUCGUGCGACGUGUGAAUUUUUCGUUAAGAGCCACACGUUAAGAGUCGCGUUAAGAGUGCACGGUGUCCUUUCGACUUGGAGAUCGAACGGACGGUCUUCAAAUUCGGAACACGAUUUUUAACUGUAUCGUUUAACGAACCAAGAAUUCGAAUCGGGAGAAUCGAAACGAGACAACAAACGUCUUCUCGAUCGUCAUAAUUUUUCACUCGAAUUGCCACGUUACGAAUGAAAAGUUAAAAUCGAGGCGAAACGAGUCGAUCCGAAAUAUUUAAAAUCCUUUCAAUUUCUGUCACACUCUUAACACGAUCAACAACACCAACGCUGUCAUUGAGAUAUCGAAAAAAAAAAAAAAAGAAAAGAGAAAGAAAAAUUUCCAAUUUCCAAGUUUUCCCCGCGGAACCGUGGAAUUAUCGGAACGAGACGAAUCACGGAUAUGAACGGAAUGACAGUUAGAGUUGAUCGGUGGGCGUUCAAAUAUGCAAAAUGGCUGUAUCCCGACGAAAUGAAUUGGUACAAACCGCGAAGGGGUCAGUGGCCCGGCCGAGGCGAUCGUUUUCCUCCGUUGUAAACUAACGGUCUUGUAUCCGAAAUACGAUUAGCAUAAUUGUUUGAUAAUCAUGUAUCUCGGAUAGAACGAACGAAACGAGCGUAGACAAGGAAUAUUUGCUACUUUUGCGGCCGACACUUGUCACUUAUUUUUUUUUCUUUUUCUUUUUUUUUUUUUUUUCGAACAUAGACGCGGACGAGGCAUGAAAAUGGAUUAACUAAGAAUAAUUGACCAGCGAACGAUCAUUCGAUUAAUCAUCGAAUGAACGUCGAGCGUCGAGCGUCAAUCCACAAAAUUUUAACGAGGCGAAAUUCUUCCAAAAUUUGUUUAGCGAGUCGCUCGAUCAGAAGUGAUCGAGCUGUGCGAUGAACUCUCAGAGACUAGAUCAAUAUUUCUUGUAGCAUAGAGAUUCGAAGUGAGAGAGAGAGUGUGUGUGAGUGAGAGAGAGAGACAGAGAGACAGAGAGAGAGAGAAAGAGACAGAGACAGAAAGAAAGAGAGGAAGAGAGAGAGAGAGAGAAUGAUGAGACACAUUUUGACAUAAACAAUAUUCUGCAGUAUUAAUACGUUAAGACAAAAAAUUGUGCAUAAAGUUACGUAAUAAACGAUCACGAUAUGCGGAUACCGCCGCUUGGAAGAUGGACUGGCUAGACGUUCUUUGGAAUCCAAGAGUUUGAUCGAAAGAUGAAAACGUGUCUUAAUCGAUAUACCAUUCUACGUUUCUUCGAAUAUUACAAAUUUUACAAUUUAUAAAUCCUGUCAAAUUAUAAUUAACUAUCUUUGGAUACGACAACUUAUAUAUACAACUUAUCCAUAACACGUUCUCUUUAUCACUUGUACGAUUUCUUGAUCGCCUCGCGCAGUUUCGAAAAUCUUCAAGUCGAGGAUUAAGCACCUUCUUAAGUUUCGCCCAAUCAAACUGUUCGAUUCCUCUGGCAGUCAGUUCCCAGAGAAAGCGGCGGCAAGGAGCUCUAAGUAGAGGGUGAAAGAAAGAACGUAGACAGUUACCCACCCCCGGAUGUCUAUUUGUAUAUAUACCUGCUCGUGAUGAAAUAAAAUUUGAUGUACAUAUUUAAUCAUAC